AUGCCAACACUGGUACAGUCUGCUUGCGAAUCUCUGGCUCAAAGCAAAGCUGCUGCUGCGACACAUGGCUACUAUGAUCCAGAUGAAGUCGACCGCUUCACGUUCUUCCAUUCGGGAAACGCUGCAAUGAUUCUCCAUCGCUUUGACAUGCUUAAUAAAUGCUCGAUCGCUAGUGCAGCUCUGGAACCUGCUGCUGAUUCUCACUAUUCAUUGUUUUUCUGUCCACCAAAGCCCCUGACAUCCCCUGUCACUAACUGCAGCGGUAUGCUGGUGUUGGGAUUUAAGCUCCAUGGGUGGAAAUGAUU
Molecule: messenger RNA, 305 nt
Organism: Cylicostephanus goldi
Lineage: Eukaryota; Metazoa; Nematoda; Chromadorea; Rhabditida; Strongylidae
Source: the annotation of a GenBank genome assembly